CAAAUUUUAUUCUUAGGAGUUGAGACAGGAAAACUUGCCAUCAAUCAGGAGGGAAGUUGCGGAGGCCAUUGUCAGACAGUGACAUUUAGCAGCCGUUUCUCCGGUGGAGCUCCGUAUGUGUUCGCUUCUCUUAACCAUGGAAAUAUCUCAUCUAUUGCCAACGAUAUUGCAUUUGUUUGGGUUGAAGAUGUCACUGCAGCUGAUUUCAAAGCCUGUCUGGUGCAAGGAGGAUUUAGCUCUAGAGGGAACACCACUAUCGAUUGGCUCGCGUUCCACGGUUCACAAUCGGGAGUUUAUCAUGGAAAAGUCAGCUUCGGCCUGUUUACCACUGGAACAAAAUGUGAACUGGUCACAUUUCCUCAGGUAAUGUAUAAAUGGAGUCUACUUCGGUUGAUAAGUCUCGCCAUGAUGUUCACAAAUUCAUCAAGAGUAUUAAAAGUCUUCAACUAAUAUGUAGUCUCCUUCGCAGCCGUUUGAUGAGAGACAUCACCACGAUCAGAAGGCAACCACUUCCCCAGAAAUUUUUGAUAAGCGCGAUGGUAACCCUUUAUUUUGCUGAGGUAGAAAGCUCGUCUAACCAUAUUAGUGGGUACCAUAGAAAUGAAAUAUGCUGAUAGAUGGAGUUUUGCAUAUCAGGUCUUCUCACAGCUGCCUAAAGUGCAAGUAACUGUCAAACACACUGCUUCAAACCAAUUACAGGACGCCAUGAGUGUUUGGAUUGAAAGCCUCUCCAGAAGUCAGUUUGAAGUUUGUCUGAGGGAAUCAAGGACGUUUGAUGGACCUCAUAGUAACCUUGUGGUGGUAUGUGGGACCAGGUCGAUGUUCGAUAUAAACCCAAUAAAACUCAGGUUAAGCAUAUUGUUGCAGGCAUGUUCAAUCAAAAUUUUAAUAAACUUUCUUCUCGUUCCAAUAAAAGUUUUAGAAAAUAUUUCACCCUUUUAAACAGUAAUUUUUGUGCUUCGAACAUUUGGUGUGGUUAGUUUACCUAUAUCUUUGGAAAUUAAAAUCAAUGCCACAGCCAGACCAUCAACAUUGGUUAUGUUUCACUACUCUGUUUUCAUUUUACUUGGAUAAGCAUUUGUUGCGCCUGUCCAAUUUCAGACCAUUUCAUGACAUCCUUCUGGGAAACAACGCCUGAAAUAUCCGAGUUAAGCGGAGUUAACUUCGGCUCGAGUGAUCUACUACUUAACUCAUUAUUAUCCAAUUAACUAAUGGAUAUUCAUACGGAUAAAAUUAUGAGAGACGAGCUAGUUUGGUCAUCAAGAAGUGAGUCACUUGUGAAUUUGGAGCAAGGAAGAAAACAGAUUGUAAAAUUAUUUUGUCAACGUCUUUAUUUCAACUGAAUCCUAGAACUGGAUGGCAUAUGUGAAUCCUCCAUCUUCGUGGGGAGCAGAAGAAUCCUCGGAAGUUGUGUUUUCUGAAUAUGAGACACCAAAUGCAAGAAACAGUUAUGCCUUAUGCGAGGUAUGUGCAGAUAAGAGAUGGCACUGCGUGCAUUCAUGUCUUCCCAGUAAUAUAGCGCCAUUAUCUUUAGUAUGUCAGGUACGUUUUGAUCAUCAGAUCUGCAUUUCUUCCACUAAAUUGAUUUUUUUUCUAAUUUAUUGCAGAACAUCAACUUCACAAACCCAUUUUACAAGCCACCAGUUGUUCUCACAACUGUACUCAAUGGACGCAACAACCCUGUUAACGUUGGAAGUCAAGCAAAAGGUCCCUUAGUCAAUUGGCUGGAGGUAUAUCAACCCAUUGUACACUUUCGUAAUUGCUAUGGUUGUAGAGGUUAUGCAAAAAAAUUAAUGUUAACUUUACAGCGAGAAGAAGACUGCAUUUUAUCCUUGAUAAGUUUUAUUUUCAUCAUCGACAAAUGAAAUUGAAUGACUCCUCCAGCCAUCCAUUUAUUUGUCUGCCCAUCCAUCAUUUCAUUCCCUCUACAUUUAUGCAUGCAUACAUCCAUGCGUGCGUGCUUACAUGCAUACAUACACUCAUGCAUACACACCCAUGUAUGUAUGAAUGUAUGGAUGUGUGCUUGUAUACAUGCAUGAAUGUAUGCAUGUAUACAAGCAUGUAUUGCAUAUAUGCAUGAAGCAUACAUGAAUGGAUACAUGCAUCCAUGUAUCCAUAUGCAUCCAUCAACCUGUCAGUCUAGUUCAAUAAGAUAUGGUGGCAUGUAUAUGUUGCUCAUUUAUCACUUUCAUACAAUCUAUAAUGCACGAUGUAUUUUCCGUCUUGGAGUAAAGGAGAGUGUUAACCAUUCAAUACGAUUACUGACUGAUGUUUCUCGGCUUCUCACAAUAAUUUUCAUACCUCUUGACCCUUGACCCUCCUUCCACCUCAUUUAUUGGGAUAAAGGAAUUUUUAUGAGAAAAACUUACCUUGUGCGACCUUUUUGUUUGAUAGGAAGUAACCAAGUCUUACUUUCGAGUUUGUAUUAAGGAUGACGCAGGCUAUGGUGGUCAGAGGGAAAAUAUAAAUGUGAACUAUUUAGUCAUAGGAGGUAAUUAACGUAUAAAACAACCAUUUCUGUGUUUUUCUGUGUUUUCUUCUUCUUGUUGGUUUUCCAAUAUAGCUUUCUUUAAUAACAGCGUUAAAUGCUUGCUCUCUGCAGACCUCGAGCCCUGUAGGAAUGUAAGCUGUGAAUAUCACAGUCAUUGCGUUGCCUUGGGUCCCCAGCAGGUCACAUGUCGCUGUGAAAGUAGCUGCCCAUCAUUCGAAGAACAAGUCUGUGCCUCCAACGGCCGUACUUUCAGAAAUCUCUGCUUACUGGAGAAAGAAAUUUGUACAGCAAGAGGAAACUACUCUUAUUAUCAUCCGGGAAGUUGCACAGGUAUCAGGAGUAUGAUUCUAAUUAGUUAACCGUGAGGUUGAAGGUAAAGAGAGGCAGAUUUUGACCUGGAUUUAACAAGAAAGGUAACUCAAGCGAGAGCGUCACUAAACAGACACACGUACAUUUGGAACAUAAUGUUAUGAAACUGGUUUUUGACAAAUUCAGUCCUUUUUUGGGCGUCAACAUGAUGGAAACUUCCUCUGGGUCUCCUGGUUGCUUCAAAGGAACUUUGUUAGUACUCUGCUUGAUGAUGAGAAACGAGCAACCACUGUACAUGUAGCAUUUAUUUCAUUGUAUUAACUCAUAACGAAAAUACUUAUCGACCAAAGAGUGCAAGAAAAUUUCUACAUUUGUAACAAUAACUUCGUCCUCUCACAGUACUAUUUACUGAGUGGAUUUGGCAUGGACUAAAUUGUUUCUGCUCAUUUUCAGGUUUUCCACUUCAGAAAGGAAGACAUAAGUUUCGGAACGUCCCUUCCUGGGCAGAGAAUCAGUGUGAAUCCAUAACCUUCGCUCCUUUCAUAUUUUAUCCUCACAAGAAAAUCUACGUUCAACUUACUGUUAACCACUUUAAUUAUUCUGAUCCUGCCAUCGUGCACGAGGCCACUGCACCCUGGGUUGAGAGUGUUAACAUCACGCAGUUCAUAGCCUGUGUCACUCGAGCUGGUAGAAAUGAUUACCCCUCUGAUAGCUUUGCCGACGUUGAUUGGGUCGCAUAUCAGGGUGCUCCCUCUGGGGGUGUGGCUGGCGAAGAAAAGUUCUCCAGAUGGUGGACUGGAACUAGUUGUCAAACAAUUACCCUUCCAAGCGUAUGUUAAAUGUUGUACUGAUGGAUUUUAAAAAUGGGGGGAGGGGGGACUCCUUUAUUUGGCCUGAACAGGCUGUACCGCGUAUCAUAGGAGUCCUUUUUGGAAUGGAACCCAAGCUUGAUGGUUCUGGUGUACUCUUGUGUUUAAAAGAAUUGCUUCAUUUCACCAUAAUUCUAAACAUACUGUCAGGACGUUGCCUCCUAAAUGAUCGAUAUGCUCUAAGUCGAUUGUUUUCAUCAGAAUAGCGAAAAUACGGAUUUAUUUUCCUUAACAGAUUCAGGGUCUGACAGGUUCGGGGCGUACUCCUAAACGCGCUCCAAAGAGGCGGAGGGGGGGAAGGCUCCUGUGUCUCGCAGGUCGGCCUCCAAUUGGCAUAAAUCAACGCAAGAUCGCGUUUAUCAUCGAAUCUGGAGAAUUCAUUCUGCUUGAAUAUACACCUUACAUCCCCGUCGAAUUAUUUUUUCAGGGAAAGUUCCUCGCCUCGCCAACAGUAAUUGUAACUGCUGAACACUACAGGUCAGGUUUAAAACAUGACGCUACCAGCGUGUGGCUGGAAGAUGUCUCAGCGAGUUCGUUUAAGAUUUGUCUACGAGAGUUUCAAAACUUUGCAGGGGUUCAUGAUGACAUCUCUGUGGUAAGCAUUGAAAUAUAGGAGCAGGAAACUAUAGGAUAUAUAUUUUUAUUUUUUUAUUUAUUUUUUUUUUUGUUUUUUGUUUUGUUUUGUUUGGUUUUUACUUUAAAGUGCCAUAUUUCGGCUGGGCAAACCAGCCCUAUUAAGGUAUGAGUAGAAUUAUCGCGGGGUGGUAAUUUUUAUGAAGCGAUUUGUGUAAUAUCAAACAUACGAAUAACUAGCUGGAUUUGCAUUGCGGUUUAAUAUAGUUUAAUCCAAACAGUUGAAUAAGCCGAUUGUUGAAGUUUUUUGGAGAUGCUCAGAAUUUAUUUGCCAUUUAAGAAAGAAAAAGAAAGCGUCUUCAAGCCGACAGAUUGAGUCUCUGUUACGAAAGUAUUUUUCGGUGGGAAUAAAAACUUUUCCUCAGCAGAAUGAACACGGCAGGAAAGAAGAAUUUCGCAAAGAAUUCGGCAUUUGCAUUUAAAAAGUAAAACUCACAUAUCAGGCACUUUGAUUCUUUCCACGCUAAGUUCUCAUUUUUUCCUUUUCCCCGACCGGUCCUUUUGACUCAUUUCAAUGCUCAACUGAAACUCAAUUUACCGUGAAAAAAACUGAUGAUUUUUCUCUCUUUUUUGUACCUUCCUACAGAACUGGCUGGCGUUUGAUUCUCUUCAGAGACCGCUCUUUAGGGAACACAAUGAUGUCAGCUUUCAAAACAACGCUUCGCCUGUUAAGAAUCAUAACUUUGCCUUCUGUAAGGUAAUUUGAAGUUUCAAUGGGGUGCAUAACAAGGCGAAGUCUAACCUGUGCUAGGCUUUCGCUUAGCGGAGACAAGUGAAAAGCGAGAGAGCGGAAAACGGAGGGAACACUGGAAAGCAAAAUGGGGUUACUCUUGACAAUCACUAAUUCGCUUGUCUUCAUUCGCUAUGGGUAGAAAUGGUUGAUGUAACUGAGAACCCUGUUUCCAUCCUCCAAUUUUUCUCUGUUAGCUAAUGAAAAGACGAUACAGUGAACAAAUUGAUUUUUCUUAAGUUAAUAUUGACCAUAAGGUUUUACGAGUUACUGACGUCUGAAUCUAAACACACUUGCUCACCUUUGAUUUUCUCGACCAUAGGAUGUGAGCUUCAUUGGUAGUUACAGCAAAUCCCCAACCGUACUUUUGACUGCUAAACAUUCUACUUCUGAAGGAAAUGCUGCUGCAGAAUGCAAUGGUAUAGUGAGCUGGAUAGAGGUAAUUUGAAACUGUGUAAGAAUGAAUAGAUAAAACUGAACGGAGCACACAGAAACUGUUACUUUUUAAUCAUACAGAGGAACGAUCGGACGAGAAUAUCAUAUUAUUUCAUGCCAUUUUAAUGCCUCAACUUACUUAGCUAUACGUAUUGCUUAAUUAAUCCAGGAUAUCGCAGUAAAAGGCAAGGAGAGCUCCAUGUGUGGAUACCUAUCAAAUGAUGAAAUACCGAAUUUUCAAGGAGUUCUGUCGUUUCUCUUGUAAGCCUUGUAAUUCUUUAAGAUGUAUUUAUAUCCUUUGAUUUUUGUUUUCACCAGUACAUCUCCACCUCUGGCUUUAGAAUAUGUGUCAAGGAAGUCUUUGUCAACCGCUUUGAUCCACUCACUGUAUCAUAUGCUGUAUUAACAGGUAAAAUCUUGUUAUUUUAAUCAGAGGGUGCGGUCCGUUUCCGGACGCAUUUCUUGCGACACUUGUUUUCUUUACCUCCCCUCUUCCCUUCUCAUUGCUUUGUAAGAUUUUAUAAAUACCGCCUGGCGAUGAAGAACAAGGUAGAAAUGGAAAUUAUGUAAACUUUUGUGAAUUGGUGUUUUCUAAGUAGUAUCCUAAAUAACUGUGUUUUGGAGCGUGAGUUAGAGGUUUGCACCAUAAGUUUACGAUCAACGUUAGGUUUGAAUUUUGAACGAACAAGGAAACAAGCAAGUCAAGGAAAACAAACAAAUUAGUACCUUAACAAACAAACAAACAAACAAACAGAAAAAAAAGAAACAGAAACAAUUUUACUUGAGUAAACCAUACAAAUCAUACAAAUCAUACUGGAACAAAAAGCAUGUGCAUCAUAAUGUUUUCUUAUAGAAAAUGUGAUUGAAAUAAAUGCGUUUAACCUUUCCUCAAAAGACAUAUGUCAGGAAGGAUGGGCCUAUUAUAAGGGAUACUGCUACAGAAGAAUUUCUUCCUGUGAUUCCUGGGGUGGCAGCCAGGCAGCAUGCGCCACUCUUGGGGCUAAUCUUCCCAGUAUACACAGUCAGGAAGAAAAUGUAUACAUACAGAGUCUCCAUGGUGGCGACCACUCUUGGCUCGGCCUUUCUGACAGGAACACCGAAGGUACAUUCGUGUGGAGUGAUGGAUCACAGUUUGAUUUCCAUUACUGGGCGAGCCAUCAACCAAGCAAUUUUCAUGAUGAGGACUGCGUCCAUACUCUUGGUUUCCUUGCAAAUCAUAAGUAUAGAUGGAACAAUGAUAAUUGUACAGACUGUCAUAAAUUCACUUGCAAGAAAGGUAGGUCUUCCGGAUGAUGGUAAAAUUGUUUCUACUCGGAGCAAAGUUCUGUGAGAAAAAGAGGAACACGUAUACUUUGCUGGAUUUUAUAACGCACGAGUUUCAAUACCUUUUCCCAUACGCGGCUUCCGAUGGUGUAAUAGGCGGCUGUUCCCGGAGAAGGGGCCUUACGAUCUCUUUUCCCCCCUGGGAUAGUCCGGAGGCAUGCUCUCCAAGGAAAAAAAAUUGAAAUAUAGAAGCUCUGAAUGUAGUUCCAAUAUUCUGGCCAUGAAAAAAGAGUGCUAUUUAUAAUAACUUUCAGGUGAUGUCAAAUCUUUGCUAAACCCCUAUUUGUUUUUUUUCUUCAUAUACUAAUUUUGGCUGUCUUUUACCAAAACAAAAUUGAAAAGUCUUUUUGCAUGGAAAACUUAACUCCAAAGCGCACCCGAUUCGUAUCUACAUUACUUAUCCUUUUUUGGUUUAAUUUCAAAUUUACAUCUGAGUAUAAAAAACCAAAUAUAUUUUCAAGCCCAAUGGGGAUUAAUGUGUUUGUUACGCGCUAACAAAGAUAUUUUAUGCAUUAUAAUAAGGAAUAUUAUUUUUUCAAAACAAACUAUAGUUGCUAAACAUAGUUUGAUUAUAGUACUCUGAUGGAAUUCUUAAAAAUCUUUCUGACGUUUUGACUGAGAAUUACAGCCCUUCCCCGAACAGUAACAGUUCUCUCCAUUACGUUCUUUCGUUAGCAAACUAAAUACACAGCUUUUUUAAAUGAUGCUAAAUACCAGCUGAGAAGUGAUACUAAAAACACAAAGAUUCUGUUUACAUUUUUCUUCGUAGACUACAAUGAAUGCAAGGAAUUUGCUCAUGAAUGCUCGGUCAACGCCACUUGUGUGAAUAGUCUUGGUUCGUACUCUUGCCAAUGUCCAGCUGGAUUUCGCCUUAACGGAAGAAGUUGCACAGGUUUAUAAGUGAUGUAACUAAUAGAUAGCCAACGUCUAACAGGGCUCUCUUUAAACUAGCUAUACUAAAUGUGAUGUCCCUGUUUAAAUAUUGAUUAAAUGAUUAAAUGGUCUAAAACAGUGUUUUAUAUCUAAUAUUUUCGUUAUGAACUCAGCCAGGUUUUGUCGUGUAUUAGCUAGAAUAAAGAGACUGGUUGUUUUUCUCCGUCAAGUAUCAAUUUUAGUGAAAUUAAAGUGAUCUAUAGACCUUGUAGUUUGGUAAGUAAAUGAAGUAACAAGUGUAACUAUCCUAAUCUAGCUCUUUUAUUUAUCAUUUCAGCCUUUUAUGUUUGCAAGGAAACAUUUGGCUAUAUUUUCUUCCUUUUGAUUAUAGAAUUAAACCAAAUGUUUUGCUUGUAUUGUAAAUAGGCAGCGUGUAGUGUCAUGACAUGAAAAUCAAAUCUUUUGUUGAACAGACGUUGACGAGUGUAGCUCUGGUUCAUCUUCAUGUCAUGCUCAAAGCCAAUGUGUGAAUGUUCCUGGUUCGUACAACUGCACCUGUUUGCCAGGAUACGUAGGGGAUGGAAAGGCGAAAUGUGAAGGUAAAAUAAUCGGCAAUAGUGAUAGUUGGUUGGCUCGUCCUUUCUCACUUCAGGGCUAGAGCCUCAAGCUUAUUUCUCUCAGUGAGCUUCACAAGGUUUAUAUCUAAUCUGUUCUAAGGACUAACAGGUAAUUUUCGCUCGUUGUGGGCUACUGGGUGUGAAAUUAAAACCAUUUCUGAAAGACCUAAGUUCGUUUAACCCCGAAGAUUAUAACUUAUUUGUGACAAUCACAUCUUAAUCACCUUGACCGAAGAAUUUCUCGAAGUAUAUUGCAGCAAACUAAGAUGUUAAAUCACUCGGCCAUUAACGUUUUACUUUGAAUUUCUCUUUUGCUUGUUUUCAGUUAAACUUUCAAGGUUUAAUGGUUUGGAUUUGUGGUAAUUUAUUAUUUCUAGACACGGAGAUACUCUAUCUCUAAGUUUACACCCUUCGUCUCGUUCCAUUCUUAUGCCGUGCCCCCGAGCGGGAAGGCUAAAUGCUGUGCUCAGCCCGUAUGUCAUGUCUCGAGCCAAAUAUCUUCCCAUCCGGCCUCAACUGACUGAGUCAAUUUACUUCAUUUGGCUGUUGCUUUUGCGUUUGUUACUCUGUAUUACCUCACGUUGGACUGCGCGUCUUUUUCCGGCCCAGCUCGAGCGAUCACUUGCGGACCUCAUAUGUCACGCACGCUGGGAUUUUUUGCGAGGCCGUACUUGGUCCAUGAUAAGAUUUCUUUUCCACCUCUUUAAGCCCUGUCUUACUUAUAUUUCCCUAUUUUCCGACAGCUCCACGCCUGACAGCAACAAGCUCUUGCGUGUUAUCAACCUCAACAAGUACAUCUGGAUACAUCAGAAUAACUCAAGCUGGCUCGCAAUAUAGCAACAAUAUGGAUUGUCGAUGGAAUUUUUCUUCCAAUGCAGUAAUAGAACUUGUCUUCUUCAGUUUCCGUACUGAAUCGUCUGCAGAUUUCGUGUCUGUGUACGAUGGUGGGUCGCUGUCGUCGCCUCUGAUUAGAAAAAUGAGUGGAUCUUCUCUCCCGCCACCCAUCACAAGUUCUUCUAUUAAUCUCUACGUAAAGUUUUCGUCUGAUGGCGCAAAUACGUCCGACGGUUUUGAAGCCACAUAUCGAGGUAAACCUUAACACAAGGUGGUUCAAGAUUAGAAUUAAAAACUAGCCCGUUCCAGGCGUUCAGUUAGUAAAAUUAAGAGCAACAGUAAACGGCAUGAAAAAAAUGAGGGGAGUUUAGGUCGGGUUGCAUAACCCGGCCCAAGCCUCCCUCGUUUUUUCACUCCUCCGCUACUAUCACGCUGUUUACCAUCGUAGUUUUACCAACUGAACGCCUGGAACAAGCUUUUCAAACAUUAGUUCUUUGAUGGAUCGUAGGACAAUUAUUUUUCAAUUAAAUGUUCAGGUAUUUUUCACCACUUUGAGACGAGGCUUUGACGUAUGACGAUACCAUAGCAACACGAUUUCCUCUUAGAAAAACCCUUAGUUUUAAGUCUUAUGUGCGUGUUACACGAUAAACAAGUUCUGUGAGUGCUAAUAGUUUUUUUAGGGAAAAAAAGUUAAGAAAAAAGGUUAGUCAAACCAUUAACUAUUCAGAACCACCCGCUGAUUUUUAUAAUGUAAGGUGGCUCUAGGCUGAAGAGCUGAAUUUACUCUCAUCUAAAGUCAUCCGGUAAACGGUUAUUUAAUGUUAUAGAAGAACAAUGUCAGUUAUCUUAAGUAAUUUAUGCACUUUGUACUUUUUCUUUCACUUCUGUUAUUAGUUCUUACCGCUGGAUCCUUACGUAUAAGUGGAAACACUGCCGUUGGAAGGGUUGAAGUCUACUAUGACGGGCAGUGGGGGACAAUCUGUGACGAUGCGUGGGAUAUCAGCGAUGCUAACGUAGUGUGUAGGCAGCUUGGCUACGCACGGGCGAAUCGAGCCUACAGUGGCGCCACCCACGGUCAAGGUACUGGUCCAAUAUGGAUGGACGACCUGGCAUGCUCAGGCAGUGAGUCUCAUGUAUAUGACUGUAGACAUCGUGGAUGGGGAGACCAUGAUUGUACACACAGUAGAGACGCCAGCGUGGAGUGUUACACGCCAGUCCGUUUGGUAAAUGGUGGUGCUAGUUAUGGCCGCGUGGAGGUUUACCACAGUGGGCAGUGGGGCACAGUGUGUGAUGAUGACUGGGAUAUGAAUGAUGCUAAUGUGGUGUGCCGUGAGCUUGGGUUUCCCAGUGCAUCAUCAGCUCCUCAAAGCGCGCGAUACGGUCCGGGAUCUGACCCCAUCUGGAUGGAUGAGGUAAACUGUCAUGGA
This is a messenger RNA of Pocillopora meandrina, 10541 nucleotides long. The record is from the annotation of a GenBank genome assembly. NCBI's taxonomy places the organism in Eukaryota, Metazoa, Cnidaria, Anthozoa, Scleractinia, Pocilloporidae.